This is a messenger RNA of Theileria parva strain Muguga, 446 nucleotides long. It is a transcript of the gene rpoM, whose product is annotated as Transcription factor S-II (TFIIS) family protein. Gene Ontology annotation, molecular function: DNA-directed RNA polymerase activity; nucleic acid binding; zinc ion binding. Gene Ontology annotation, biological process: DNA-templated transcription. Lineage: Eukaryota; Apicomplexa; Aconoidasida; Piroplasmida; Theileriidae. The record is from RefSeq and is a predicted model, not a curated record. The transcript is spliced from 2 exons. The coding region runs from base 1 to 327 and encodes 108 amino acids.
AUGUCGUUAUUUUGUCCAUUAUGUCACAGUAUUUUAUAUUUUGAGCAAAAACCCGAAAAUAAAUCUUCAUUUUCCUGUUUAAGGUGUACAUAUAACCUCCCGGUAACAAAGGACUACCACAAGGAGACCGUUUGUACUAAUGUGAAGGAGGCUGGUAAAACUCUAUUUGAAGCCAAUGAAUUUAAACAUGCUCCAAGGAUUCCAGCUGUUUGUCCUGCCUGUAAUAACAAGGAAGCCUACUUCAUGAGUAUUCAAACGCGAUCAGCUGAUGAGCCAAUGACUCAGUUUUUUGUCUGCACAGCAUGCCUAAAAAGAUGGAAAGAAUAACAGUACAAACUAUAUAAACCAUUGAAGUAAUUGUAAAAUACAAGCACACUCACAUUGUAUAAUAAAUCACUAUCCAUUGUGUAAUUAACAUUUCAAUAUUGUGUAAAAUAUUUUAUAAA